Vespula pensylvanica (western yellowjacket) is the source of this 922-nucleotide messenger RNA. RefSeq names its product 39S ribosomal protein L22, mitochondrial (gene mRpL22). The transcript has 4 exons. Gene Ontology annotation, biological process: ribosome assembly; translation. NCBI's taxonomy places the organism in Eukaryota, Metazoa, Arthropoda, Insecta, Hymenoptera, Vespidae. Bases 197 to 877 code for a protein of 226 amino acids. Gene Ontology annotation, molecular function: structural constituent of ribosome. Gene Ontology annotation, cellular component: mitochondrial large ribosomal subunit; ribosome. The record is from RefSeq and is a predicted model, not a curated record.
AUCCUUGUACAGUUUACCAAAAAAUUUCGUAUGAUAAUAUACUGUUUGAUAUCGCUAUUGCUAUAGUUUAAUAUAGAAUCGUUAUAUUAAUAAUAACAGAGUAAAAUAUGUAUUAAAAGAUAUUGUACUUAAGUUAUUGGAAUAACUUUUCUUUUAAUAACAUUUAACUCUGUUUAAAUAUAUCACAUUAUACAACAUGAACAGUAUUCGAUGUUCUUUCCAACGACUGUCUUUAUUAAAUAAUAAACCUUUUUUGAAUGAACUUGUUGGAACAUUACGAAGGUCUAUAGUAUUAACCGGUAAAUCUUUCUCAUAUGAUCAAAGUACAGAUUACCAAGAUGAUACGGAUGAAUAUGAGAACGAACAGAAAAAACUUAAAUGGUUAGACUAUAAUAACAAAUUUUUUCCUAUACAAUCACCGAAUGAGGAAAGAAGACCAGCCUAUGUAUGUCAUAUGAAGGCAAAUGUAAAAUACAGUCCAAAAAAACUUUGGUAUAUCGCCUGUUUUGUUAGAGGAAUGACUGUGGAUGAAGCAAUUAAACAGUUAAGUUUUAUGCAUAAAAAAGGAGCAGUUAUUGUAAAAGAAACUAUUUUAGAAGCACAGAAUUUAGCUGUAUCAAAACAUAAUGUUGAAUUUAAAAGUAAUUUGUGGGUUGCUGAAUCUUUUUGUACUAAAAGUAUGGUAUAUAAAGGAAUAAGACGUCAUGCUCGAGGCCGUAUUGGAGAAGUACGUUACACAUAUUCUAGUUACUUUGUACGUUUGGAAGAAGGAAAGCCACCUGAAAAUUAUUAUUUGCCAAUUCCUAAAACCGGUGAACAACACUUGGAAAGUUGGCUAAAACAAAUGCGAAUGCGCAAAAUAAUAAAUUCCUUGUAAUUAUUUCUUAAUUUGUGUAAAUAAAUUAACGUAUUAUAUAUCUCU